This is a messenger RNA of Caenorhabditis bovis, 2796 nucleotides long. The record is from the annotation of a GenBank genome assembly. NCBI's taxonomy places the organism in Eukaryota, Metazoa, Nematoda, Chromadorea, Rhabditida, Rhabditidae.
AUGACAACGGUAUCACCGAAUGCAUUAUUGGCCGAGGCCAGACGACAGUUCGUUGAAGGUGAAAAACUUGACAUCAAGCUUCUCGAUGAGGUGAUAACCAUUAUGAAUCAUUCACAUGGUGACCUUCAAAAGGAGGCAAAUUUAAUCUUGACGAAUCUCAAAGAGGAUCCGAACUCUUGGACAAAAGUUGACGCAAUUUUGCAGUUCUCCGACCUUAAUGAAUCCAAAUAUUUUGCAUUGCAAAUUUUGGAAAAUGUCAUUCAAACAAAAUGGAAAUCGCUGGCGGUGGUGCAGCGCGAAGGAAUCAAGAAUUUUAUCAUCACAAUGAUGCUUCGAUUGAGUUCGUCACAUGAGGAAAUGUCGGCGAAUUCGUUGCUUCUUCAAAAAUUGAACCUGGUAUUAGUUCAGAUUGUCAAACAAGACUGGCCCAAAAAUUGGCCAUCGUUCAUCACAGAUAUCGUGGAAUCGUCGAAGACCAAUGAAACCGUUUGCAUCAACAAUAUGAACAUUCUCAGCUUGUUGAGCGAGGAAGUUUUCGACUUUGGAUCGCAGAACUUGACGCAAGCCAAAGAGCAACAUCUCAAGCAACAAUUCUGCGGGCAAUUCCAAGAUGUUUUCACGUUGUGCGUCAGCAUUCUUGAAAAGUGCCCAUCAAACUCGAUGGUCCAAGCGACGCUGAAGACAUUGCAUCGAUUCUUGACGUGGAUUCCCGUUGGUUAUGUCUUCGAAACCAACAUCACGGAACUUCUCUCUGAAAACUUCCUCUCGCUGGAAGUUUAUCGAGUUAUCACCCUUCAAUGCUUGACCGAAGUGUCUUUGAUUCAAAUCGACACCAACGAUCCGAGUUAUAAUGAGAAGCUCGUUACAAUGUUCUGCUCGACGAUAAAAGAAAUUUCGAAUCUUCUCGGGCCCGAUCCGGAUUUGGCGUCUGUGUACAAACAGGCGACUGAUCAGGACCAGACUUUCAUCAGCAGUUUGGCGCAAUUCUUGACUGCCUUCAUAAAAGAGCACAUCAGUUUAAUUGAGAUUGUUGAUCCGAUGACUGAUCGACAGAAGAUCAUUAACGAGGCGCAUAAUUAUGCUCUCACUCUUCUUCUCAAUAUUUCGUUGGUCGAAGAUAUGGAGAUAUUCAAGGUGUGCCUUGAUUGCUGGUGCUGGCUGACUGCUGAACUCUAUCGCGAAUGCCCUUUCAUUCCGCCGACGUCGAUUAUCGGAUUCCCGAACUCCUAUCGCGAUCAUCCGCGCAGAAGACUUUACUAUGACCAUUUGUCGCGUCUUCGUUCGAUCAUGAUCUCGAGAAUGGCGAAACCCGAAGAAGUUCUUGUUGUCGAGAACGAUCAAGGCGAGGUGAUUCGAGAAAUCGUCAAAGAUACUGACUCGAUUGCGUUGUACCGCAACAUGCGCGAAACAUUGGUGUAUUUGACGCAUUUGGACUGUAAAGACACCGAGAUGAAGAUGACUGAACGAUUGGCGACGCAAGUCACCGGACAAGAGUUCUCGUUCAAAAAUUUGAAUCGAUUGUGCUGGGCGGUUGGCUCGAUUUCGGGAACGAUGAGCGAGGAGGACGAAAAACGAUUUUUGGUGCUCGUUAUUCGAGAUUUGUUGGGACUUUGCGAGCAGAAACGCGGUAAAGACAACAAGGCAGUGAUUGCCUCGAAUAUUAUGUACGUGGUUGGACAAUAUCCGAGAUUUUUGCGGGCUCAUUGGAAAUUUUUGAAAACGGUUAUCAACAAAUUGUUUGAGUUUAUGCACGAGACGCAUGAAGGUGUCCAAGACAUGGCUUGUGAUACAUUCAUCAAAAUUGCCAUCAAAUGCAAACGUCAUUUUGUCAUUAUGCAACCUGGCGAGACGAAGCCAUUUAUCAAUGAGAUGCUUACGAAUUUGAACGGAAUAAUUUGCGAUUUGACGCCAGCACAAGUGCACGUAUUCUAUGAAGCUGUUGGGCAUAUCAUCUCGGCGCAAAUUGAUCCGGUUCUCCAAGAGCCGCUUAUCGAUGAACUGAUGUCACUGCCGAAUCGCCUUUGGGCGGAUAUUAUAUCAUCGGCUGGAACAAGCGAUUCGGUUUUGGAGGAUGAUGAGACCGUCAAGAGUAUUCUGAAUAUCUUGAAGACGAAUGUCGCCGCGUGCAAAUCAAUUGGAAACGCGUUCGUUUAUCAAUUGGGAAAUAUUUAUAUGGAUCUCUUGUCGCUCUACAAAAUUUUGUCCGAGAAGGUCUCGAAAGCUGUCCAAAUGAACGGCGAGGACAUUUUGAAGAAUUCGCUUGUCAAAUCGAUGAGAGCUGUCAAACGCGAGAUUCUCAUUCUGCUUUCCACAUGGAUUUCGAAGACGCAAGAUGCUCCGCUUGUACUCGACAAUAUCGUUCCGCCAUUGUUUGAUGCCGUGUUGUUCGAUUACAAGAGAAAUGUGCCGCAAGCGAGAGAGCCGAAGGUGUUGUCGCUUUUGAGUAUUCUCGUAACUCAACUUGGCAGCACAUUAUCACCGCAAGUGCCGAAAAUUCUUGAAGCUGUAUUUGAGUGCACCCUUGAAAUGAUCAAUAAGGAUAUGGAGGCUUUCCCAGAGCACCGUACCAACUUUUUCGAGCUCAUCCUUUCGUUGAUUCAAGAAUGUUUUCAAGUGUUCAUGGAAAUGCCGCCCGAGCAAUUCUCGUACAUCAUUGAUUCCGUUGUGUGGGCAUUCCAGCACUCGAUGAGAAAUGUUGCCGAAAUUGGUGAGUUUGUUUUUUCUUUAAUUUUUUUCAUAUUAAUUUCAAUAUCGAAACAUUUUAUCGUGCAACUCAUCAGCAAUUUACAACCUUGA